AUGGCGGACGCAGCGAGGCCCGUCGAGGGCGAUACCGCCUCUGAGAAGACUCGCGAGGUGCAGACGUCCAACAGCUCCACGCGGACAUUGACCCCGCGGGAGAGCGACGAGCGGCAGGAAAAGAAGUCGUCCGAGGAGAAGCCCAUCGAGCCCGAGAUUGAGAGUGAGAGACCGACAGAAAAGGCAACAGUCCAGUCCUCAGCGAUAUCAGCAAACGAAAGCCAUCCCGAUGUAUCGAAGCAGCCAGAUAUCGACGAAGAUGUUGAUGAGAAGGCUGAUAUCGAGGGCGGACCACCCACGGGGCCCCCGCCCGUUUUUGAUGAAGCUGAGGAAAACUUCAAGCCGAAAACCAUCACCUUCUGGCUCGUCAUCUUGUCCAAUUUUGUAGCAAUGUUUCUCGUCGCUCUGGACCGCACAAUCAUUGCCACCGCCAUUCCUCGCAUCACUGAUGAGUUCCAAAGUCUGGGCGACAUUGGCUGGUACGGCUCGGCGUACAUGCUCACGACUGCGGCUUCACAGUUGGUGUUUGGCAGAAUCUACAAGUUUUAUAGUCUGAGGGGAGCUUUUCUUGGAAGCAUCCUCAUCUUCGAAAUCGGCUCGCUCAUCUGCGGUGUUGCGCCGAGCUCAUCAGUACUCAUUGCGGGCAGAGCCAUUGCCGGUGUCGGUUCGGCUGGCAUCUUUACGGGAGCGAUGAUGGUCAUGAUUCCCAUGAUCCCUCUGCAUAAGAGACCCAUGUUUCAGGGCAUCUUUGGUAUGGUGUUCGGCCUGGCAUCCGUCAUUGGACCCUUGGUUGGCGGUGGCUUCACGAGCAACGUCACAUGGAGAUGGUGCUUCUACAUUAACCUCCCCAUUGGAGGCGUUGCCUUCGUCUUCUUAUUCUUCAUGCUCAAGGCCCCCAGACGACAACCGCAAGAGCCUGCCACUCUGUUCCAGCACUUUAAGCGGCUCGACCCCUUGGGCACAUUCUUCUUCGUCCCGUCCGUCGUGUCUCUCCUCCUGGCGCUCGAGUGGGGCGGGUCAGAGUAUGCGUGGAACGACGGCCGCAUCAUCGCGCUGUUUGUUGUGUUCGGCGUCGCGUUCAUGGCGUUCGCUGCCGUGCAGGUCUUCAUGCCCCAGACUGCUACUGUGCCUGUCAGGAUCAUCAAGCAAAGAACCAUGCUGGCGGGCGCGUUCUUUAUGCUGUUCUUGGCCGGCUCCAUGAUGCUGGCAGUAUACUACCUGCCCAUCUGGUUCCAAGCCGUGCAGGGAGCCAACCCCGUCAACUCGGGAAUCUACACUAUCCCUCUCGUCCUCAGCAUCGUGGUAUCCUCCAUUAUCUCGGGUGGCGCGACACAAAAGAUUGGAUACUACGUGCCGUCCAUGAUCCUCUGCCCGUGUAUCAUGUCCGUCGGUCUGGGCCUGAUGAGCACUUUCUAUCCAGGCAUCAGCUCUGGGCACUGGAUCGGCUACCAAUUCCUGACCGGAUUCGGCCUGGGCUUCGGCAUGCAGACCGUCGGACUCGCGGUGCAGGCAGUUCUCCCCAAGGAGGACGUGUCGACCGGCGUCUCCAUCAGCUUCUUUGCCCAGCAAUUAGGAGCCGCCAUCUUCGUCUCCGUCGGGCAGUCCAUCCUUAGCAACUUGCUCGUUUCGGAGCUCUCGGGCAUCCCGGGGUUGUCUGCGCAGGCUAUUGUCAACACCGGUGCCACCAACCUACACAACGUUGUGCCGGCGCAGUUCUUGGACGUGGUCGUUCGGGCGUAUAACUACGCCUGCACGCGCAUCUUUCUGGCUGGUAUGGGGCUGUCUCUCGUGACGCUGGUUUGCGCCUUGUUUAUGGAGUGGAAGAAUAUUAAGAAGAACAAGAAGCAGCAGCGGGCUAAGCAGCGUGCCAGUCAGCUGAGGCCGGGAGACAUGGGUGCGUAG
Messenger RNA from Colletotrichum godetiae, 1902 nucleotides. Its product is annotated as major facilitator superfamily transporter. Bases 1 to 1902 code for a protein of 633 amino acids. The record is from RefSeq and is a predicted model, not a curated record. Gene Ontology annotation, cellular component: plasma membrane. Lineage: Eukaryota; Fungi; Ascomycota; Sordariomycetes; Glomerellales; Glomerellaceae. Gene Ontology annotation, molecular function: transmembrane transporter activity. The transcript is spliced from 4 exons. Gene Ontology annotation, biological process: transmembrane transport.